UUCUCUUUCUUCUUUCUCAACGGUCACUUCGCUUCUCUCUUAUUUCUUCACCUUCAUCCCAUGUUCCAGUAUCAAGAUGACUACCGAAGCCGCCACCUCAUCUUUCCAGAAAACAGUGUUGUUACAUGACUGGUGGUUGAUCAAAGCCGAGCAGGAGUUCCAAGGGAAGAAAAUUGCUGUUGCCGGCUUAACUUCUCCUGAGAAAAAACCUGUUCGUGUGUUUCACUCAGCAGCAAUUACCAAAAGAUACGAUGUUUUCACUCUUCAGACAGCUGAUGGCGUCAAUGUUCUUCUCCAAGGUUAUAUUAACAGGACACUCACUGUUGAAAAUGGAUUUUCUUCUCAGGUCUUUCGGCAUUUCUGUUUCGGCUUUCCUCCUGAUUGGGAAGAAUGUGGAACCAAGUUUCUGAAUAGUAACUGUGAAAGCGCGGCAGAGCCUCCGGUGUCUCAAAAUGAAUGCCGGCCUGUUUUCUUAUCAUUGCCAGUAGAUGAUGGUGUUAAUAAUUUGAAGAAUGAUGACUCAAAGAAUCUUUCACCACUAUCGAGAUGUCGUGUAAAUGAUGUAAGUUGGGUGAAAGAUAGUGUGGUGGUACCAGCAAAGCCUUCUGGUCACCAUGUGGAUGUGGCACUAUCUUCUGAAAAGAUAGGCAGCAAGAAAAGCAAAACCAUAUCUUUUGGAAAGUUGAUGGCUAAAAGGUCAAGUAGUUUAGAAAGAAUCAGCAUCAAGAAUGAUGCAUCGGGGGAAUGCUCAGCACUCACGGAUUAUAAUGUGGGCAAUAUCACUAAAUCAAACUUUGACCAGACACUGUCUGUUAGAACUUCAGGUGUGGUACUGGCUGUAUCCUUAGAAGUGAUCUCGAGUUUAAAGAAAAAGAAAAGGGAAAAUGAGGGAAACAAGGAUGGACUGAAGAGUGGAAGUGAUUUCUCAAUGCCAUCUUUGCCUCAAGGCCCUCAGGUUAUGCUAAGAUGCAUUGAAAAUAAUCCUACACCAGGGCCGUCUCUUUCUAGAUCUCCGACUCGGGGAGAUUCUGAUAUUUUAAAUCAAUCUGAUAAAUGUCUCGUGGAAAACUCUGUGUUUUCCAGCAUGCGGUCAGGUGCGGAAGCAAAUAUCAUUAGUCCAUCCAUGGAAGAAACAGAGACAUUGGAUGCUAAUCUCAUUGAUUCUGGACAUAGGAAAAGCACUGCCUCUGUGACAAAUCUGAUAAAUAUACCGAUACAGAAAUCGGUCUCUGGACAUUCAGUGAGGUACAAAGCCAAAAGGUUGAAAUCAGUUGAAGGUAAACCGAAGAGAAAUUCAGGCACAACUCUUGAUAUAGCAGAGGCAAUGUUGAGAGCUUCAAGAAAGAUGAAUACACUGUCAGGAAAUUCAAAAAGUAAAGAGUAGAAAGAAACAAUAGCUGUUGAGAAAGGAGGUUUGUCCAUGAAGCAAGCUAGAAGGAAAGUUAUUUUUGAUGCCGAUAUAAGAGAAAUGACAACAUGUAUUCAUUCUCCAGAAUCCUUGAAUCUCAAAAGAUCCAGAUCAGGGAGACUACUUUUACCUACCCUAGAUUUCUGGCGCAACCAAAUUCCAGUUUAUGAUGAGAGUUUGUUGAGUUUUUAUAAUUAGCUUCACUUGGUCAAAAGUUAUGUGUGAAACAAAGCUGUGAAGAACGAUUUGAAUUUGUCUACAGUAAUUGACUUUACAAGAACUGAUGUUGUAGGAUUGUAAGAUUCAUUUUAAGGGAAUCGUAAUAUCACUGGAGUUCAAGAAGAGCUGGGUGUAGUUGAACCAUCUAGAGGGGUUGAAUCUAAGACUCAGAAGAGCAAAAGAGAGUAAAUAAAACCACAGUUUCCUUUAUCUUGGGGCAAUCAAUAAUCACCAUGGAGCAAAGCCAUUAGUUUGGGAGGGGAGGAAUGGAGAUGGUGAUGGGAAACAAAGGGCUAAAGGAGGUAAUUGUUGUAAUGAUGAGGGAUUAAGUUGGUCUCUUCAGAAUUGGCAUUAGCACCCAAUCUAGGAUCUUAUUUUUGUCAUAUGCAACCGUUUGUCAUGUUUUCCUAUCCUCGAACUGGUCUUUCAUAAUAGUAGUUUUUUAUUUUUAUUUUUUCUGAAAAUCUGAUCCAAUAUAAUUCAUAGUUCCAUUUCCUCCCA
This is a messenger RNA of Populus euphratica (Euphrates poplar), 2128 nucleotides long. RefSeq lists its product as uncharacterized. NCBI's taxonomy places the organism in Eukaryota, Viridiplantae, Streptophyta, Magnoliopsida, Malpighiales, Salicaceae. The transcript is spliced from 9 exons. Bases 77 to 1384 code for a protein of 435 amino acids. Gene Ontology annotation, cellular component: chromosome, centromeric region. The record is from RefSeq and is a predicted model, not a curated record.